GACACCUAAGAUGACGCAAUCCCCACGCGAGGAGGGGCGGGGCUCCGCGAGGACCUCAUCCCCAGAGAUCACGUGAGAAGCGGAAGCAGGCAGCAAAGACGCGCUGGACGAAAGAGACGGCGUUUUCGAUGAGGAGACUGAGGACCAGAGAGGGAAAGUGACCUUCCCAGAGUCACAGCAAGUAAAUGGUAGAGCUGAACAAGAACCCAAGCCUGUGACUGCAGAAUCCAGAGAUCUUUACAAAUUAUUUUGUGAAUAAAAAUGCCUAAAGUCAAAAGAAGCCGGAAAGCUCCCCCAGAUGGCUGGGAGUUGAUUGAACCAACACUGGAUGAAUUAGAUCAAAAGAUGAGAGAAGCGGAGACAGAGCCUCAUGAGGGGAAAAGGAAAGUGGAGUCUCUGUGGCCCAUCUUCAGGAUCCACCACCAGAAAACCCGAUACAUCUUUGACCUCUUUUAUAAGCGGAAGGCCAUAAGCAGAGAGCUGUACGAAUACUGCAUUAAGGAAGGCUACGCCGACAAAAACCUGAUCGCCAAGUGGAAGAAGCAAGGCUACGAGAACCUGUGCUGCCUGCGCUGCAUUCAGACUCGGGACACCAACUUCGGGACCAACUGCAUCUGCCGGGUCCCCAAAAGCAAGCUGGAAGUGGGCCGGAUCAUCGAGUGCACGCACUGUGGCUGCCGGGGGUGCUCCGGCUGAGGCCCCCCAGCCUUACCCCACUCCAUCCUGGACUUCGGACAUCGUAGGCUCUGUGUUUGCUGUCCCCGCCCCCCUUUCGUGGGAGUCGCUCUUAGCUACCAGCACUAUCCCAGACCCGCACCGGAGCGUGGGCUCCCCUGGGGAAGACUUUGGUGUUCAUUAGCUGUGAUUUGUAAAA
Loxodonta africana (African savanna elephant) is the source of this 874-nucleotide messenger RNA. It is a transcript of the gene BUD31, whose product is annotated as BUD31 homolog. Gene Ontology annotation, cellular component: spliceosomal complex; nucleus. The transcript has 6 exons. The coding region runs from base 262 to 696 and encodes 144 amino acids. Gene Ontology annotation, biological process: mRNA splicing, via spliceosome. The record is from RefSeq and is a predicted model, not a curated record. NCBI's taxonomy places the organism in Eukaryota, Metazoa, Chordata, Mammalia, Proboscidea, Elephantidae.